Molecule: messenger RNA, 1267 nt
Organism: Etheostoma spectabile (orangethroat darter)
Lineage: Eukaryota; Metazoa; Chordata; Actinopteri; Perciformes; Percidae
Gene: edn1
Product: endothelin 1
Biological process (GO): vein smooth muscle contraction; intracellular calcium ion homeostasis; regulation of systemic arterial blood pressure by endothelin
Cellular component (GO): extracellular region
Molecular function (GO): endothelin B receptor binding; hormone activity; endothelin A receptor binding
Source: RefSeq, a predicted model, not a curated record
AUCCUCAGCUUGGUCUGCACGGCUGCUUAUCAGCGGCCGACGACUAACAAACAGCAUUGUUUGGGUACAAGCCAAAGGACAGAGCUGUGCGGCACUGCAGGAGGAGGUGGGGAGGUGGGAAGCACUUGUAGGCUAUAAAGUCAAAGGGCUGCACUUGUGGGGCCACAUUGACAGAGAGAGUCCAGAUUGACGCCUCGCGCUACUGCGUCAAUCUCUGAGGACGAUCACCGAAACAUUUUGCAAAGGAGUGAUACAUUGGAUGCUUACUCUGUCCCCACUUCUGGAGGAUUAUUCAUUUUCUUGAGCGAUAUUUUGUUUAAGAAGAGCUCGGAGAAAUGGAUAUGUACGUUUUGAUUUCCGUGUUGUCAGUGAUGCACUCCUGGAUUUUGUGCACAGUGCUAUCAGCGCCAGCUGGAGAGACAACCACUGUCUCCAUCGACACCCAGCGGCUCCAUGUGCGGACCAAACGCUGCUCCUGCAACACUUUCAUGGACAAGGAGUGCGUCUACUUCUGCCACCUGGACAUCAUUUGGGUCAACACACCUGAGCGCUUGGUCUCUUACGGACUGGGCAACGCUCCCAGAACGAGGCGCGCGGUCGCGGACUCCAUGGCAACCAGCGGCGGACCUCGCUGCCAGUGUUUCCGCCAACACGACAACACAUGUAGAAGCUUCUGCCGGCUGGAAAACCACCUCAGGUAUGAACCGUCGCCAGACACGGUGAUCCCCUCUGCCGAGGGCGAUGCUUGUGCUGAGGCGCAGUGCAAACACAAGCUGGCAGCCGACACGGGCACGAGUAAGAGGAUGAGGAACAGCAACAAGAAACGGGUGUCACCUCUAGCUAUAAGGGCUGCCUUAAAAACCCGUCUGCUGCUUGAGAAGUGGAGGGUGAGACAACGCCACAGGGCGAGAGCAUGGGAGGGCGAGAGACCAGCCUCCUAAAGAUGACAGAUAACCUCCGGACCGGUCAUACAGAGGGGGAAAUGGUUUCAUACUGUAAGCCUUUCUCUAAAGCCAGUGGGGAGCCCUUUGGAAGGCAACAGAGAGCCUGAUUGGGUCCGGCAAACGUACUCCAUGUUGACUUUGUGGCUGUGGUGUCAGGGCAGAGAGCAUUUACACCUCAACUCGACGGUUGAACAUCAUGAGACAGAUGAACGAAGUCAGAGACAAUACAGGGAGCACAGAUGAAAGAAGAUAAGCUGAACAGAGGACUUCGCCUCGGUCUGCAAAAUCAAGGACAGUCAUUGAUCUUGUAGCUUGUAGAUGUC